AUGGCGCCGCAGAAGGGUGAGAUCAAGGGGCGGGCCCGAGGCCACCCCAGAGGAACAAUGACAAGUCUCGACGAGCCACUGAAGGACAACGGGCCCAGGUGUUCCGAGACGGAGCGGGCACUCUGGCAAUCCAACUCGCCAGAGGUGCACCUGCGCUCCGGCUCGUCGUCGUCGUCUUCGGCGGCCUCCAGCCCGGCCGCCGCCGACAGCCCCGACCCGCCCCCUCCGCCGCUGCAGCCGCCCCCUCCGCCGGUGGGCAGCGGGGCCUUCCGCGAGCUGCUCGAGGCCUGCCGCAAUGGGGACGUGACCCGGGUUAGGCGCCUGGUGGACGCCACCAACGUCAACGCCAAAGACAUGGCCGGGCGGAAAUCGACUCCUCUGCACUUCGCCGCCGGUUUUGGACGAAAAGAUGUAGUGGAACACUUGCUGCAGACAGGAGCCAAUGUCCACGCUCGAGACGAUGGCGGGCUGAUCCCUCUUCAUAACGCCUGUUCCUUUGGUCAUGCAGAGGUAGUCAGCCUCCUGCUGUGUCAGGGUGCCGAUCCGAAUGCCAGAGACAACUGGAACUACACUCCUUUGCACGAAGCUGCUAUCAAAGGCAAGAUAGACGUGUGUAUCGUGUUACUGCAGCAUGGAGCUGAUCCAAAUAUUCGGAACACAGACGGGAAGUCAGCCCUGGAUCUUGCAGAUCCUUCUGCAAAAGCUGUACUUACAGGUGAAUACAAGAAGGACGAACUCCUGGAAGCCGCGAGGAGUGGUAAUGAAGAAAAACUAAUGGCUUUGUUGACGCCUUUAAAUGUGAACUGCCAUGCCAGUGAUGGGCGAAAAUCAACUCCCUUGCAUUUGGCCGCAGGCUACAACAGAGUUCGGAUCGUUCAGCUUCUGCUUCAGCAUGGUGCGGAUGUCCAUGCAAAAGAUAAAGGUGGGCUUGUGCCCCUCCAUAACGCAUGUUCUUAUGGACAUUACGAAGUUACAGAGUUGCUGUUGAAGCACGGAGCCUGUGUUAAUGCGAUGGACCUCUGGCAGUUCACCCCCUUACACGAAGCGGCUUCCAAGAAUCGGGUGGAAGUUUGUUCUCUGCUACUGAGCCAUGGCGCAGAUCCGACUUUGGUCAACUGUCAUGGCAAGAGUGCCGUUGACAUGGCCCCGACGCCUGAGCUCAGAGAGAGGCUCACGUAUGAAUUCAAAGGACAUUCGUUACUACAAGCCGCGAGAGAAGCCGACUUGGCCAAAGUGAAGAAGACACUUGCCUUGGAGGUCAUUAAUUUCAAGCAGCCGCAGUCCCACGAGACGGCACUGCACUGUGCCGUGGCAUCUCUCCACCCCAAGCGGAAACAAGUUACAGAGCUGCUGCUUCGGAAAGGGGCCAACGUGAACGAAAAAAACAAAGAUUUCAUGACACCUUUGCACGUGGCUGCUGAACGAGCACACAAUGACGUGAUGGAGGUUCUGCAUAAGCACGGAGCGAAGAUGAAUGCACUGGACACCCUGGGCCAAACGGCUUUGCACAGGGCCGCCAUGGCAGGGCACCUGCAGACCUGUCGCCUCUUGCUGAGCUACGGUUCUGACCCUUCCAUCAUCUCCCUGCAAGGCUUCACGGCGGCACAGAUGGGCAACGAAGCUGUGCAGCAGAUACUCAACGAGAGCACCCCCGUGCACACCUCAGAUGUGGAUUAUCGACUCUUGGAGGCAUCGAAAGCUGGAGACUUGGAAACUGUGAAGCAACUUUGCAGCCCCCAAAAUGUGAACUGCAGAGACCUGGAGGGCCGCCACUCAACCCCUCUGCACUUUGCUGCGGGUUAUAACCGGGUAUCGGUCGUGGAGUACUUGCUGCACCACGGAGCGGACGUGCACGCGAAGGAUAAAGGUGGCUUAGUUCCACUACAUAACGCCUGUUCGUACGGACACUAUGAAGUGGCAGAGCUGUUGGUGAGACACGGGGCUUCCGUCAACGUUGCCGACCUGUGGAAGUUUACACCUCUGCAUGAAGCAGCGGCAAAGGGAAAAUACGAGAUCUGCAAGCUUCUGUUGAAACACGGAGCGGAUCCGACGAAGAAGAACCGAGAUGGCAACACCCCUCUCGACUUGGUGAAAGAGGGGGACACCGAUAUUCAGGAUCUCCUGCGAGGCGAUGCCGCCCUGCUGGAUGCCGCCAAAAAGGGCUGCCCUCCUUGCCAUGUGGAUAUAGCCGCUUUGCUGAUCAAGUACAACACCUGCGUAAACGCAACUGAUAAAUGGGCAUUUACGCCCCUGCACGAAGCAGCACAAAAAGGGCGGACGCAGCUGUGUGCUCUGCUUCUGGCUCACGGAGCAGACCCAACGAUGAAGAACCAAGAAGGCCAGACGCCUUUGGACCUAGCCACGGCGGAUGACAUUCGGGCCCUGUUGAUCGAUGCAAUGCCCCCAGAGGCCUUGCCUACCUGCUUCAAACCUCAAGCGACUGUGGUCAGCGCCUCGAUCAUCUCCCCAGCAUCAACUCCCUCCUGUCUGUCAGCUGCCAGCAGCAUUGAUAACCUUGCCGGCCCUCUGGGGGAACUUGCUGUGGGAGGGGCGUCCAAUGCCGGGGACGGAGCGGCAGGCACCGAGAGGAAAGAAGGAGAAGUUGUUGGACUUGACAUGAACAUCAGCCAGUUCCUGAAAAGCCUGGGUCUGGAACAUCUUCGGGAUAUCUUCGAGACGGAGCAGAUUACCUUGGAUGUACUGGCUGACAUGGGACACGAAGAGCUGAAAGAGAUCGGUAUCAAUGCCUAUGGGCACCGUCAUAAGUUAAUAAAAGGUGUAGAGAGACUUCUGGGGGGACAGCAAGGCUCCAAUCCUUAUUUGACUUUUCACUGCGCCAGCCAGGGGACCAUUCUCAUCGACCUGGCUCCUGACGACAAAGAAUAUCAAUCCGUGGAAGAAGAGAUGCAGAGUACCAUCAGGGAACACAGAGAUGGUGGCAACGCUGGAGGGAUCUUCAACAGGUAUCACGUCAUCAGGAUUCAGAAAGUAGUGAAUAAGAAGCUAAGGGAGAGAUUCUGUCACCGGCAGAAGGAAGUGUCUGAAGAAAACCAUAACCAUCACAACGAGCGCAUGCUCUUUCACGGUGAGGAAGUGAAACUGGGUGUACAAAUGCUUUUUUGUCGCGUUACGCUGGGAAAAUCCUUCUUACAGUUUAGCACCAUGAAAAUGGCUCACGCCCCUCCCGGGCACCACUCCGUGAUUGGCAGGCCGAGCGUCAACGGACUGGCAUACGCGGAGUACGUCAUCUACAGAGGAGAGCAGGCUUACCCCGAGUACUUGAUCACGUAUCAGAUCAUGAAGCCAGAUACCCCCUCGCAGACAGCAACGGCCGCAGAGCAGAAAACCUAGUAAAUGCUGAGCCGGCGAAGCGAACUCCA
This is a messenger RNA of Gekko japonicus, 3380 nucleotides long. RefSeq names its product tankyrase, TRF1-interacting ankyrin-related ADP-ribose polymerase (gene TNKS). The transcript is spliced from 26 exons. Bases 1 to 3351 code for a protein of 1116 amino acids. Lineage: Eukaryota; Metazoa; Chordata; Lepidosauria; Squamata; Gekkonidae. Gene Ontology annotation, molecular function: NAD+ poly-ADP-ribosyltransferase activity; protein binding. The record is from RefSeq and is a predicted model, not a curated record.